Messenger RNA from Rubroshorea leprosula, 894 nucleotides. NCBI's taxonomy places the organism in Eukaryota, Viridiplantae, Streptophyta, Magnoliopsida, Malvales, Dipterocarpaceae. The record is from the annotation of a GenBank genome assembly.
CUUGGCUUUCUCAUCCUCCGACUAUAUAUAUAAUUACAGUCCAACACUUCUCCUCCUCGAUUCUAAUCAGCCGUCUCUCCUUUAAUGUUGCCUCCGCUCAGCCGUUCAUCGGAGAAGCAAACCACCGUCAUGCAUCUCCCAGAAGAUCACACAACGUCCUCCAACACCACCUUCGUCCAAGCUGACCCCUCAAACUUCCGAACCAUAGUACAAAAGCUCACGGGUGCUCGUGAUGACCCAUCAGCCGCCCAGAAAUUCGCCAUCACGCAUCCGACCCGCGGCAUCCCUGAAAUGGGCCCGAAGAAGCCUGCUUUUAAGCUACAGGAGCGCCGGCGGUCGGCAAAGAAGCUGGAAAUCGAGCUUUUCAACGGUGACAUUGGCAAGAACGCGGAGUUUCCGGAGUUGUUCCUUGUAAAACAGCGCGGGUUCAUGGUGUCACCGGUGUCGCCGCUGGAAUUCUGGCAGCGCGUGAGUCCCACGUCUGGCGGUGGUAGCGAGAGCUCUACAUCUCUGGUGGAGGAAGAAGAGAAAGCAAUUGCAAAUAAAGGGUUUUAUUUACAUCCGAGUCCGAAGAGCACGCCUAGAGGGGCGGAGCCGCCGGAGUUGCUGCAUUUGUUUCCUUUGCAAUCUCCGAGAGACGGCGAGGAUGAGGAACAAAAUUAAUUCAUCUAUGUGUUGACUGACUUUUAGAUAAGAUUUUCAAUGGUUAAUUUAGUGUUUUGUUAUUUGUUAGUAAAUUUUUCUUGGUUGAUGUUUUAUCUGUAGUUCUUUCGAUUAUAUAUCUAUUUUAUUUGAAUGAGCUAUAUAGCCUCCCUGUGCAAAAAUUUCUCUCUUGUUAUUCUAAUGAGGAAUUAUUUUGCAAUUAUCAUUGGAAAAUAUAGACAAUAGAAUAAG